Molecule: messenger RNA, 4353 nt
Organism: Rhododendron vialii
Lineage: Eukaryota; Viridiplantae; Streptophyta; Magnoliopsida; Ericales; Ericaceae
Product: respiratory burst oxidase homolog protein A
Exons: 14
Coding region: 457-3366 (969 amino acids)
Cellular component (GO): plasma membrane
Molecular function (GO): NAD(P)H oxidase H2O2-forming activity; peroxidase activity; calcium ion binding
Source: RefSeq, a predicted model, not a curated record
GUCUCACUGCAACACCAUCUCUCUCUCUCUCUAGAUCUCUCUCUCUCUCUCUCUCUCUCUCUCUCUCUCUCUCUCUCUCUCUCUCUCUCUCUCUCUCUCAUUUCGUCUCAAUUCGGAACAUUCUUAGAAUCAGUGUCGUCGGUCCCCCACCUCUCUCCCUCUCUCUCUCUCUAUAUUUCCAGUACUCUCUCUCUCUCUCUCUAGCAGCACCGCCCCGCGUAUUGCAUGUCCAUUUUAACAGAUUCGGACGCGUUCCAUUCCACCGCUUAUAAAAUCAUAUUCAUUUAAAUAAUACCUACUACUAAACCCACCUCUCUCUCUCUCUCUCUCUCUCAUCACCAUCGGUACUCGCACGUUAGUUAUCCAGAGAGAGAAAAAAGCCCACAUCACAUUAGUUAAACCACCAUUACUACGUGCGUAUCCUAUGUCACCUCGAAAAAACUUGACCAAUUGAUAAUGGAAGGACUAGCACUUCCGAAUAACCACCAGCGCCGCUGGGCGUCCGACACCGAGAGCCACGGCAGGGCGGCCAGCGGCGGGUCUUCGCCGGCGACGAGUAUUGGCUCCGGAUGGGCGUCGUCGACGGAUCAGGAGUUCGUCGAGGUCACGCUCGAUCUGCAGUACGACAACACCGUCGUGCUCCGGAGCGUCGAGCCGGCCACGUUCAUCGACAUUGACGGACGAGAUCGCGAUGCCGUUGCGGGCGGAAUUGACGCUCCGUUGCCGGAACGGGCGUCGGCGCCGGUGUCGCCGGCGAUGCGACGGAGCGCGUCGAACAAGCUCCUCCACUUCUCGCAGGAGCUGAAAGCGGAGGCGGUGGCGAAGGCGAAGCAGUUCUCGCACGAGCUGAAGGCGGAGCUGCGGCGGUUCUCGCGGAGUCACGGUCACGCGACGCGUGUCCUGUCGUCUCCGGUGAGCCAAAACGGCAACGUUGGAGUUAGCACAGCCUGUACAACUACGGGUUUGGAUUCGGCCUUGGCGGCUCGAGCGCUGCGUCAGCAGAGGGCUCGGCUCGACCGGACUCGUUCGGGUGCUCAGAAGGCUCUUCAAGGGCUCCGAUUCAUCAGCUGUAGGAAAACCAACGGCGUGGAUCCGUGGAACGAGGUUCAGAGCAACUUCAAUUCGCUGUCGAAGAACGGAUACCUCUAUCGCUCCGAUUUCGCACAAUGCAUAGGAAUGAGAGACUCAAAGGAAUUCGCGCUGGAAUUGUACGACGCGUUGAGCAGGCGACGACGGUUGAAGGUGGACAAGAUCAGCUUAGACGAGCUUUACGAGUACUGGUCUCAAAUCACCGAUCAGAGCUUCGAUUCUCGACUCCAGAUCUUCUUCGACAUGGUGGACAAGAACGAUGAUGGCAGGAUUACCGAAGAGGAAGUUAAAGAGAUCAUAAUGCUGAGUGCUUGUGCAAAUAAGUUAUCAAGAUUGAAAGAACAAGCAGAGGAAUAUGCGGCUCUUAUCAUGGAAGAGUUGGAUCCUGAAAGGCUUGGCUACAUUGAGCUAUGGCAGCUGGAAACACUUUUGCUACAGAAGGAUACAUAUCUGAAUUACAGUCAAGCACUAAGCUUCACAAGCCAAGCCUUGAGCCAAAACCUACAAGGACUAAGAAAAAGAAGCCCAAUCCGAAGGGUGAGCACAAAAAUUCUGUACUACCUUCAAGACAACUGGAGGAGACUUUGGGUCCUUUGUUUAUGGAUCAUGAUCAUGGUUGGCCUAUUCACGUGGAAGUUCUUUCAGUACAAACAGAAGAGCGCGUACAAGAUCAUGGGUUAUUGUGUCCUCACCGCUAAGGGCGCGGCGGAGACUCUGAAAUUCAACAUGGCUCUUAUCUUAUUGCCUGUGUGCAGGAACACCAUUACUUGGAUGAGGUCUACCAAGCUGGGUCAUUUUGUACCCUUUGAUGACAACAUCAAUUUUCAUAAGACUGUUGCUGCAGCCAUAGUAAUUGGUGUAAUACUUCAUGUGGGAAACCAUUUGGCCUGUGACUUCCCACGGAUUACUAAUGAGUCCGAGAAAACGUAUGACGAGUAUAUGAUCAAUGACUUCGGCCCUCAUAUACCGACGUACAUGGACCUGAUUCAAGGGGUUGAAGGGGUGACAGGAAUUCUAAUGUUGAUCUUGAUGACUAUUGCCUUCACACUCGCGACACGGUGGUUCAGGCGUAGCCUUAUUAAGCUGCCCAAGCCCUUUGAUAGGCUAACAGGCUUCAAUGCCUUCUGGUAUUCACACCAUCUCUUUGUCAUUGUCUAUGUCCUGCUCAUCAUCCACGGCACAUUUCUGUACCUCGUGCAUGAAUGGUACCUUAAGACGACAUGGAUGUAUAUUGCUGUUCCUAUACUCCUAUAUGCAGGGGAAAGAACCCUGAGAUUUUUUCGAUCUGGCUUCUAUGAUGUCCGGCUUCUAAAGGUUGCUAUAUAUACUGGAAACGUUCUCACAUUGCAAAUGUCAAAGCCUCCCCAGUUUCGCUACAAGAGUGGCCAAUACAUGUUCGUCCAAUGCCCUGCUGUUUCUCCAUUUGAAUGGCAUCCGUUCUCCAUAACCUCAGCCCCUGGUGACGACUUCCUUAGCAUUCACAUACGGCAGCUAGGUGACUGGACACAAGAGCUUAAGAGGGUAUUCUCAGAGGUCUGUGAGCCUCCAGUUUCCGGGAAGAGUGGGCUUCUCAGAGCGGAUGACAUGACGAUGAAAAGUUUGCCAAAGCUCUUAAUAGACGGGCCUUACGGAGCUCCAGCACAAGAUUACCGAAAAUAUGAUGUCCUACUUCUUGUCGGUCUUGGGAUUGGAGCAACACCUUUUAUUAGUAUACUUAAAGAUUUGCUCAACAACAUUGUCAAAAUGGAAGAGCUGGCUGAAUCAGUCUCCGAUAUCAGUAGGCAUUCGGGUCAGAGUAAUGGGAGUACUAAUGAUUCCCCCUCUUCCAAUAUGGUACAUUCAAAACGAAAGAAAACUCUAAGGACGACAAAUGCUUACUUCUAUUGGGUAACCAGGGAGCAAGGCUCAUUUGAUUGGUUCAAAGGGGUCAUGAACGAAAUUGCGGAAAUAGAUCAAAGGGGUGUGAUUGAGAUGCACAAUUACUUGACCAGCGUUUAUGAAGAAGGGGAUGCUAGAUCAGCUCUCAUCACCAUGGUCCAAGCACUAAACCAUGCUAAGAACGGCGUUGACAUUGUAUCCGGAACUAGGGUGAGAACUCAUUUCGCAAGGCCUAAUUGGAAAAAAGUGUUCUCGAAAACAUGUACGAAGCACGCGAACGCAAGAAUAGGAGUUUUCUACUGUGGGGCACCAGUCUUGGCUAAAGAACUCGGCAAACUCUGCCAGGAGUAUAACCAAAAAGGUUCCACCAAGUUUGAAUUCCACAAGGAGCAUUUUUAGAGAAUUUCUGGGAGGGGUGCAUUUGUACCUAUCUCCAUACACCACUAUACCCAAUACACUACUAUAGGUCCCACUCCAUCUCUAAUACCUACAAUAUUUUUUUCACAGAGUAUUAGAAUUAUAGUAAUUACACGAAAUAAAAGCAGAGAGAUAUGCUGGGUAUAGGCUAUAUAGUGUUGUACAGUCCUUGGUUAAAAAGAGGGAAAGAAAAAUUGUAUGUAUACAUGUUUAGUUUUGCAGUAUAAUACAUUGUGAUUUAUACAUGGAACACACUUUUGAACGACUCGAAUUGCGACUCGAGUUCUUUCUACAUAUCAAACACCCUUUGAACGGCUCGGAUUGCGACCUGAGUUCUUUCCACAUACCAAGCAAGACCCAAAGAGUGGUUCUGGUUGGUGAGAUGGCUAUGGUGGGAAUACUCAUACACUUGGCAGCUGAGUCAACACGGCAAGGAAGAUCAGUGGGAUACAGCUAAAAGAGGAUGGCCUAAAAAAGAAGAAUGACGUGGUCAAGCAUGAUUGGUGGACAUUUCUUGUUGGGGUUAGCAAAUGACAGUUUUGGGGAUUAUUUGGGAGAGAGCUUUUCUGUGUUUGGACCAGAGUAUAUCCUUCUAGAAAGACAACAGGUCCUCAUGGAAUUUAUCUUCAUUUUUGUUAGAAGCAAGUCCGACACACAAGUGUCCGGAGUCGUAUAAUGCACUUGAGUCUCACAAAUGUGUUAUAGGCCACAUCGAACGGCUUCAGAUAUUUCUGUGUUUAGAUUUAAGCUCAAUUGUCUAUAUGCGAAGCUGUUUCGUUGUAAUUGAUGAUACAUCUAGAAGGAAUUUAGGACUAGGAAUCACUUACGUAGUAGAUGGAAGUUUGUAUUUUACUAUCCCUUUUCUCAUAUCGAUAUGUUGUGUAAAACAUAUUAUUGAAUUCUUGUGGAAUGUUUGGGCAUUCCUUCCAAUAGUGAAUUGGUACCCAAAUUCCAGUUAGAUUAUUUUCA